UCAGCGCGAUUUCUUCCGCUAACCAGCAUGAGCUCUUUUAUCCGUAAAGAACAGAUUAUUUUUCCUGUUGGCGACCUGGCCAGCUCCUAAAUCCUGCUAAAGCCAUCCCUCCUGAAAGGCAGAAACUUCUAUACAUUUUUUCAUUGAUGUUCUAUUAUUCUCGGCGCCAUCCCCCUUGCUUUCUCCGGCGUCGUAUUUAAUCUUUGAAUCUUAAUCCAAUGGACUCUCCGAUGGCCGACGGGGGUGAGAACCCGACAGUACUCGAUCUCACCAGCUACCAGCUCCGUGAUCUCGACUCAGUCGACCUCCCUCCGAGUCUCACCGAGUUAGACUUAACCGCCAACCGUUUGUCCAAGCUGGACCCCCGUAUUGCCCAACUCUCCAAUCUCAAGAAGCUCUCUCUUCGCCAGAACCUUUUUGACGACCCCGGCGUCGAGCCCCUUGCCACCUCGCACCUCAUUGCUGACCUCGAAGAGCUUGUUCUAAGAGACAACCAAUUGAAGAAAGUUCCUGAUGUCAGCAUUUUCAAGAAGCUUUUAGUAUUUGAUGUUUCUUUCAACGAGAUUCCAACACUUCAGGGGUUAUCCAAGGUUUCCACCACACUUAGAGAACUCUAUGUGUCCAAAAAUGAAGUUACGAAGAUGGAAGAGAUUGACCAUUUUCACGUGCUGCAAAUUCUUGAACUUGGAUCCAACAACUUGAGGGUGAUGGAGAAUCUGCAAAACCUAAUCAACUUGCAAGAGUUAUGGCUUGGUCGUAAUCGCAUUAAAACUGUUAACUUAUGCGGGUUAAAAUGCAUUAAGAAGAUUAGCCUGCAAAGCAACCGUUUAACUUCAAUGACAGGAUUUGAGGAAUGUGUUGCUUUGGAGGAAUUGUACUUGAGCCACAAUGGUAUUUCAAAAAUGGAAGGCCUAUCAACAUUAGCAAAUCUUCGGGUCUUGGAUGUCUCAUCAAAUAAGCUUACAGAAAUUAGUGACAUCGAGAAACUGACACGAUUAGAAGAUUUAUGGCUUAAUGACAACAACAUAACUUCAUUAGAUGGUAUAGCGGAGGCAGUUGCAGGUUCCAGAGACACGCUGACCACCAUCUACCUUGAGCGCAAUCCAUGUGUGAACUCUCCCAAUUACAUUGUUACCUUGAAGGAGAUCUUCCGCAAUAUUCAGCAAAUUGAUUCUGAGUUGUUUGGGUAGAGCUUUAGGUAGGCGAGGGUUUAUUGUUUGACAGUGCUGAUGGCCAAAAUCAUAUACUACAUGAUUCAGCCGUGAACUUUGCCUCAGAGCCUAUUCAUUCUCCGCGCUCCAGCAGUAACAGUACAUAGAAGGCUGCUUUUAUACGAGAAAAUUCGGGUCUACUUUGGGAGCAACCUUGCAUUGUUAAACAGCUGGUCUUCUGACAAAGUUUUUUUUUUUUUUUUCCUCAGUUCAACAAUAAGAGCAAGGAAGGGUUUCCUUGUACCUUUUCUCGUUUUUGUAAGAGAACGGGUUGUGCAGGCAUGUAAACAUUGGAGUUAACGAAGUGAGUUCGGAGUGCGAACAUACAAUA
Coffea eugenioides is the source of this 1542-nucleotide messenger RNA. Its product is annotated as protein phosphatase 1 regulatory inhibitor subunit PPP1R7 homolog. The record is from RefSeq and is a predicted model, not a curated record. Bases 219 to 1190 code for a protein of 323 amino acids. Gene Ontology annotation, molecular function: protein binding. Lineage: Eukaryota; Viridiplantae; Streptophyta; Magnoliopsida; Gentianales; Rubiaceae. The transcript has 6 exons.